CUCUUAAGACGUGUUUGUGAAUGUGUCCAGAGGCAGCUGAAGGCUCACUGACUUAAAUCUCACAGCAAAUCCCUUUAGUCGCGAGUUGACAUGGCCCGACUGAUCUCUGCGGGAAGUUUCAGGAAAUGCAACAGGUGGACGAGCUGCAGGGAAUGAAGCGUGGACUACCGUGAAUGUUUCCAGACUCUGGAGCAGACAGCAAACUUCCCCACUGAGAGCGGAUUUUCUGGGACCUCUUUAGCGUCCCAGGCUAGCUGCUGCUGCUGCUGUGCCUCCUGUGUGUCGGACUGGGAAAAAACUGCGCACUCCUUCACUCGGUUAAGUGCUACAAUGGAUGACAACAGCCUGAGUGGCUCCAACGUAAAGGUCGCUGUGCGCGUGCGACCCAUGAACAGGAGAGAAAAAGACCUGAAAACCAGAUGUGUGGUGGAGAUGGAGGGGAGCCAGACCUUUCUGCAUCCAGCCAUCACUAACGUAAACAAAGGAGACCCCAGGAACCAACCUAAGACGUUUGCCUAUGACUACUGCUUCUGGUCAAUGGAUGAAUCCCAACAGGACAAGUUUGCAGGUCAGGAUGUGGUGUUCCAGUGCCUUGGGGAGAGCCUGCUGGACAACGCUUUCAUGGGCUACAACGCCUGCAUCUUUGCUUAUGGACAGACAGGUUCUGGGAAGUCGUACACCAUGAUGGGCUCAGCGGAGCAGCCUGGUCUGAUCCCUCGUCUCUGCAGCUCGCUCUUCAGCAGGACGGUGCAGGAGGCCCGAGAAGGAGAGACCUUCACCGUGGAGGUCUCCUACAUGGAGAUUUAUAACGAGAAGGUCCGAGACCUGCUCGACCCCAAAGGGAGUCGCCAAGCGCUGAGAGUGAGGGAGCACAAUGUUUUUGGCCCCUAUGUUGACGGACUGUCCCGCCUGGCCGUGGCCAGCUACAAGGACAUCGAGUCUCUGAUGUCAGAGGGGAAUAAAUCUCGCACUGUGGCGGCAACAAAUAUGAAUGAAGAGAGCAGCAGGUCCCAUGCUGUGUUCAACAUCAUCCUUACACACACACUCAUGGACCUGCAGUCUGGGACGAGUGGAGAGAAGGUGAGCAAGCUCAGCCUGGUGGACCUUGCUGGAAGUGAGCGAGCAGCCAAAACUGGAGCAGCCGGCGAACGGCUGAAAGAAGGCAGCAACAUCAACAAGUCUCUCAGCACUUUGGGUUUAGUUAUCUCGGCCUUGGCUGAUCACGGAGCCGGAAAGAACAAGAGCAAGUUUGUUCCCUACAGAGACUCUGUGCUCACCUGGCUGCUCAAGGACAGCCUUGGAGGGAACAGCCGGACCGCCAUGGUGGCCACCAUCAGCCCGGCGGCGGACAACUAUGAUGAGACGCUGUCCACCUUGCGCUACGCCGACAGGGCCAAGAGCAUCGUCAACCACGCCGUGGUGAACGAAGACCCCAACGCCAGGAUCAUCCGCGAGCUCCGAGAGGAAGUGGACAAGCUGAGAGAGCAGCUGACGGAGGCGGAGUCUAUGAAGGCUCCAGAGCUGAAGGAGCGACUGGAAGAGUCCGAGAAGCUGAUCCAAGAGAUGACAGUCAGCUGGGAAGAGAAACUCCACAAGACCGAAGCAAUCGCACAGGAGCGUCAGAAGCAGUUGGAAAGCCUGGGUAUCUCCCUUCAGUCAUCUGGCAUCAGAGUGGUGGACGACAAGUGUUUCCUGGUCAACCUCAAUGCUGACCCCGCCCUCAACGAGCUGCUGGUCUACUACCUCAAAGACCACACAUGCGUUGGCUCGGCCGACUCGCAGGAUAUCCAGCUGUGUGGGAUGGCCAUCCAGGCGGAGCAUUGCGUCAUCGACAUAACGGAGAACAGCGGCGUGGUGCUGACUCCUCACCGUGGCGCCCGAACGUGUGUGAACGGCGCCCCAUUCACCAGUCCAGUGCCGCUACAUCACGGUGACAGAAUCCUGUGGGGAAACAACCACUACUUCAGGAUCAACCUGCCCAGACACAGAGGGCGAGCGGCGGGCGAGGACGAGGGCGGAGGAGCCGCCAUGAAGAAGUGCCUGAGCGCCGACCACCUGGAGGUGGACACGGACGCGCUCAGUGACGUCUCCAGCGAGCUGAGCUUCGGAUACGAGUUUGCUCAGAUGGAGGUCAUGAUGAAGGGGAUGGGCACCAACGACCCCUUGCAGUCGGUGCUGCAGACCUUGGAGAGGCAGCACGAGGAGGAGAAGCGCUGCGCUCUGGAGCGCCAGAGGCUGAUGUACGAGCAGGAGCUGCAACAGCUCCGCCAGCGGCUCACGCCGGAGAAACCCUCCCACUUCUCGGACGCGUCGUCCCUCCCAGUCGGCGGCACCGCUGCCGGGACCUCAUCAGGACCUCACAAACGAAUGCGGCGAUGGAGCGAAGACAGAGAGGCGAUGAUGACCCGCAGCCUGCGGCGCCUCAAGGAGCAGAUAGUUCGGGCCAAACUGUUGGCUCAGGAGGCCAGCUUCAUCGCUGAGGAGCUCAACAAGAGGACAGACUACCUGGUGACUCUGCAGAUCCCUGCUGCCAACCUGGACGCUAACAGGAAGCGGGACGCGGUGCUGAGCGAGCCGGCCAUCCAGGUCCGCAGGAAGGCCAAAGGGAAGCAGAUCUGGGCUCUGGAGAAGCUGGAGAACCGGCUGGUGGACAUGAGGGAGCUCUACCAGGAGUGGAAGGCACUGGAGGAGGACAGUCCUAUGAUGCACUACUUUAAGCGCACCGACCCGUUCUUUGACGAGCAGGAGAACCACAGUCUGAUCGGGGUGGCCAACGUUUUUCUGGCCUGCUUGUUCCAUGACGUCAAGCUGCAGUACGCAGUGCCCAUCAUCAACCAGAAAGGAGAGGUGGCCGGUCGUCUGCAUGUGGAAGUGAGGCGAGGAACAGAGAGCUCUGAGGACAGCAGCGCGGGACGUCCUGACACUCAGCAGAACGGGGAGCAUCAGGAGCGCAAACUGGACUGUGUGGUGAAAAUCCUCCAGGCCACCGGUCUCCCUCGCCACCUGUCCAACUUCGUCUUCUGCCACUAUCACUUCUGGGGGCUGGAGGAGCCGGUGUUCACCGCUCCAGAGGUGGGGUCAUCCAGCUCGUCGUCCGCUUCCAAAGACCCGCAGUGCACCGUGGUCUUUGACAGCACCAAGGAGUUAUCCGUUCCAGCAUCAGAGGACUUGCUAGAGUUCCUGGCUGACGGCGCAGUGGCCAUUGAGGUUUAUGGCCAUAAGCAAGCCAACCACCGCAGGAACCUGGCGCUGUGGGACCUGGGAGUGAUUCAAGCCAAAACCAGAUCCCUCAGAGAGAGGUGGAGUGAGGUGACCCGGCGGCUGGAGCUGUGGGUACAGCUGAUGGAGCUGAACGAGGCGGGAGACUUCACUGCCGUAGAGGUUCUUCCUGCCAAGGACGUCCGCACCGGCGGAGUCUUCCAGCUCAAACAGGGUCAGUCUCACCGGAUCCGGGUGGAAGUGCGGCCGGUGCCGGACUCGGGCACCAUGCCUCUCAUCGCGGCCUCCAUCGUGUCCGUGUCACUCGGGGACAUCAAAGUUCGCCAGAUCUCCAAGAACAACCCCCAUCCGGACGGAGGCGAAGACAUGGACAGCUAUCAAGAGGUGGACCUGGAGAGGAUGAGGGAGCAGUGGCUGAUCACACUCACCGAGAGGCAGGAGUACCUGGACCAGCAGCUGCAGAAGAUCGUCACUAAACCAGACAAGUCGGAGGACGACGUGGAGAGGGAGUCCCAGCUGCUGGAGUGCCGCCUGACCCUCACAGAGGAACGCAAUGCCGUGCUGGUCCCAUCGGCCGGCAGCGGCAUCCCAGGAGCGCCGGUAGAGAGGGUUCCUGUCCCCGGGAUGGAAACCCACAUUCCUGUUCUGUUCCUGGACCUCAGCGCUGAUGACUUCCAGUCCAGUCUGUCGGCCCCCCUGGCUGGGGGUCUCGACGCUAUGCUGAGUGGGGAAGACGAGGACGACUUCUUUGAACUUCAGAUUGUUAAAAACUUCGAACCGGAGGUGAAGGUGGAGGUGUCCUGGGACUCCACCGUCCAUGAGUGUCCCCAGCUCAGCCGAGCGGCGUCCCCGGAGCAGAGGGUCUACCUGACGCUGCACGCCGUGGUGCAUCUGAGCCACCCGGCCCACAUGCAGCUGGUCCUCAGGAAGCGCAUAUGCGUCAACGUCACGGGGAAACAGGGCUUCGCUCAAAGCUUCCUGAAGAGAAUGUCUCAGCGCAGCACCAUUCCUGGUUGCGGAGUCACCUUCGAAAUAGUCUCCAACAUCCCAGGAGACAUCCACGGUCCGGAGGACAGGGAGAUGCUGGCCCGGCUGGCCACCAGCGGUGAGGACGAGGCGUCCGCUGACAGUGAGGCGGCCAUAGAGAAGUACCUGCGCAGCGUCCUGGCCGUGGAGAACAUCCUGACUCUGGAUCGCCUCAGACAGGAGGUCGCCGUGAAGGAACAGCUGGCGGUCAGAGGGAAAGCUGCCAGACGCUGCCUGAGUUCUCCAAACGUAAACCGGCUGUCAGCCAGCAGUCUGGACCUCUCCUCCUCCACUCAGAGGCUCACUUACUUCAAGGGCUGGGAGAGCCACCAGGACCUCUCAGUGGACCCCCCUCCAACCAGACGCUCUCUGGCCGGCGUCGUGUCCCAGAACCUGAACGCAGAGACGGCGCAUUCAGGCUUUGCUGCGUCUUAUCUCUCUCCAGUGAAGGCCGUCCCCAAGCUGCUGAAGUCCCUGCUGCCUGCGGGGAGGGAGGAGCGGGAGGCGGCGGCCGGCCCGCAGCAGAUGCAGAGUCUUCCACGCAUCGUGGUUCAGUCGGCCAGCGUCGAAGAGGACAUGUGUAAACAUCAGCAGCCGGUUCCCGCUGAGAAAAUGCCUCCCGUCGAUGUCCAAACGGAGGUCCCCAGAUCAGUCCCCCUCCCACCUCCAAUCAUCCCAAAGAGCGACGACAUUAGCUCCGGUUCAGCUAGCGACACGUCCAGCGGGUAUGUGUUGUCCAACAUGUCCGCCUCGAGGCUUUCAGACGUCUACACGCUGAGCUGGGACCUACCCAGUUUGUUAUCAGACGAAGUGGAGGAAGAUGACGAAGCGAGGGAGCAGUUCUCACCUGAAAAACUGGGUUUAACCAAAGAGACGGCUGCCUCGAGUACUGACCAAACUCGGCCAGAGUCGGAUCUUUGUGAACAAGAGACAAAUCCAUCUCUGUCCAUUGAUUCAAAGAGUCUGGAAGAAGCUGCUGCAAGUACAGAAGCACAAUCAGAAAACCAGGCUGAACACAACCAAGUUCCAACUGCUGAUACUACUGAACUAGAGCAAUCAAACGGUUCAGAGAAUCACAUUGAUUCGCUGGGAGAACGACACGACGAACAGGAAGAAUCGCAACUAACGGAUCCUUCUGAAUGUUCUCCAACAAAGCAUCCAGACAUCGCUGCUACAAGUGAGGAUAACCACGAUCCGUUACUUAUGAGUAAAACCCAAGCAGAUGAAAAUUUGGUAGAAUCUAUCGCUACGCAGCACCAGGAACAAGACCAGGCAGCUGCUGACGGUGCUCAAGAUCCAGCUGCAGAUGUAACCCAGACUCCUGCUGCUCAACCAAUGGAAGACUCUAACCCUAAAGAUUCACCCCAACAAGGAUUACCGCCUGAACCUUCCGGUACAAACAGCACCCUCACCCAACCCUCAACCACAGUCAAAGGCAGUCUGAAACCACUUUCCGAGUCUUCCAGCAAAGCUGCUACUGGUGCCACCCAACCCUCCAAGUCCAGUUCAUUGGCAGUCAACCCCUUCAAGAUACAGAAAGUCAAGUCUUCAGACCUCAAGUCUUUCCAGCAGAUUGUGGGCGAAGAAGGCGGUAAACCGGCACAGAUGGGGCGGGGAGGCAGCCUCGGGGCGGGACUCAACCUCUCGGUGCCGGCAGAGAGCCUCGAAAGCAUCUCUGACUUAGAGGAGGGAGACGAAGUCGUUUCGGACGUUCUUCCCGACUGGAUGAAGGAAGGGGAGUUUGUGUCUGUGGGGACCAAUAAGAGUGGGACGGUGCGGUACGUUGGGCCCACAGAUUUUGCCGAGGGAACCUGGGUCGGAGUUGAACUGGAGCUCCCGGCAGGAAAGAACGACGGCUCUGUGGGUGGGAAGCACUACUUCCACUGUAACCCGGGCUACGGAGUGCUUGUGAGGCCUGACAGGGUUACCCGUGGGGGUGCCAAACGCCGGCGCCAGCAGCAAAAGCGUCGUAGUGCCAACCUGUCCGGGUCCAGCCCAAACUUGGCGGCUCUUACCGCUCUGGCGAAAGGUGAAACUGGAUCGGCCGGCCGCAGCAGAGGGGAGAACCGUAAAUCGUGGAACACUUGAAAUGUGGCCAGUGGUCUGGAAGUUUAAUCUAGGAUUCAGUAUCUGGCCCUUCAUUGUGAGAGCUGCUGUGUGAACGGCUGGUAUUACUUCACUGACAAAUACAUAAAUAUUGAAUGUUUUAAACAGAGAUUUGCAGAAAAGUAUUUAUUUUAGAGACACUGAAAACCUCAGAAGCACAUUCUGCAUGUUGUGCAGCAGCCUUCGAAAGCCUACAUGAGUCAUGGCUUAGCUGUUUAGAAGCUUCAUAUAAAAAUGGUUUUCUGCGUUAAGUACUGAACAUGAGGAAAACUGUACAACUUCUCUGAAUUUUUAAUACUGUGGAAUGAGCUCACUAGAUGACACUAAUUCCAACUUGAAUGCAUUGUUUUUUUUACAUAUUCACUUUUCUUGUCUUUUAACAUUAUGCUGUUUGUGGAUGAUAUUUGUGUAUUUGGAGCAUGUGAGUGGACUACUGUGCCUUAACUACUGCUAAACACGAGUGCCUUGAUCAUGUCCAACCAAAAUGUGUCCUGCUGGAAGUGUUGAUCAUUGAGAUCGAUCUGGUUCUUGAAUGAAUGUUUCUACUUUUACACAAACUUGCACUCUGAUAAUUAUAGUAAUAAUUUCUACUUAAAUGGGUCGUCUUCCUGCCAUGCAUGUGUAUUUUAGGGAUUUUUUUUGUGUGUGAAAAUACUUGGAGCGGAAAAAUUAAGAGUAAUUUCUGAUUCAUAACUUUUUUUAUAUAUAUUAUAGAUAUAUAAAAUAUAUCUUUAAAUAUAUAUAUUAUAUAUUGUAUAAAUAUAUAUAAAUUAUAUAUAUAUCAUGUAUACACACACAUUUGCAUUUAGGCAGAUCAAUUUGACUGCUUUGGAUGCUUAUUUAUUUGAAAAUAAAGAUAUAUUGGUUAUUUGUUUCUCUUCGGACUGGAUGAAAGACAAGAUGGGUAACGUCAUUGAUAUAGCUUUAUUCUCUUGUACAUUAUAUAUAUAUAUAUAUAUAAUAUAGAUAUCAUACUAAAAUAAACAAGUUAAAAAAUGGACAAAGAAACUGUACAAAAAAUGUUUAUAUACUACAUCUUAAUUACAGAACAGUCUACUGUCCAAAAAAGGCACUAAAUUCUGAAAUGGGCAAUACAGUAAUUUUGAACUUAACUAUAUUUGUGAUUGAUACGACAGCAUUCAGUCCUCUGUUCCUAAGUGAUAGUGGGAUGAACCGGGUGGCAUUUCACUUGAAGACAUUGACCGACACGUAGCCACACCGUAAGAGGACGCCUCCGUUCUGGUAAGCGUCCACCACACACACGCGCGCACGCACACACACACACACACACACACUCUCACAAACCAGUAAUUUGACAGAUCAUGGCAUGUCAAAGUUCAAGGCAGACAUCUGAAUAUGAGUUAUUGAGAGAAAAAUCUCUGAACGCACUCUGCAGUAUUCCUCCCUUCAUUAACCUCAACCGAUCUGGUUAGUGUGUAGACACUGACAUCCAUCACAGCUGGAAUACUAUGUGUGACGUGUUAAUGCUACACCAGCCCUACCGUGUGUAUAACUGUAUUGUAGUACACUGGUGGAGGUUACAGUUCAAGCUUACUCAUCAAUACUUUUCAUAAGGUGCAUCUUUGUUGGCCUUUUCAUGAAACUGUUGCUCAGUCGGACAAUGGAGGACAGCUAAAUGCUAAAACGAUAAUAGAAAAAUAAGUUUGGUAAAAUGAAAGAGCAUUAAUUUAACUAUAAAGCACAUUUCAUUUCAAAGCAUGUCAUUCGUCUUUGUACAUUACCAUUAAAAAAAUUAGCAUAAAUACAUACUUUUUUUUUUUUACCACUUCCUUUAAAAACCUGUUUUGUUUUUUAGCUUCUUACAAGCGGAAGCUGUUGAUUAGCUUUUCUAAAGCAGAACCCAGCAUGGGGAGUUAUGAGCAUGAGGUGUAUUUCAAAAAAAAAAAAAAAGUUACACUUUUAGUGUUGUAACAUGUAACCUGGUUCAUCAAACAUCAAAUCAUUUUAGAUAUUAAGAAUCACAAGAAAUGUUUUCCUGCCAUGAGGUUUUUUUCAGUUCUGUUUUUUCAGUUCUCCAAAACCAUUGGACAGUCUUGCAUGUGGUCUAAAAAUUUUAUUCACUUUUUUUUUUUUGGUAAAAAGUAUUGGCAUGACUCUGCUUAACAUGAAGGUAGAAUGGUAGCAUAAAGGCGGGGAAACGCACAGCUAGCCUGACUUUGUCCAAAAAUAUCUCCUCACUUUGCAUCUUGAAUUGUGAGCUCAAGGCAAACCGACAUAAGCAUCUGCAUAGCCUCUCCGGAUCCUAUAGGGGGCCCCCAAGAGCAGUUAAAGUUUGACAAAGUUGACAUUUUUUUCCCCAUACAGAAAAUAUUAGCUGUAUAUCUUCAUACAAAAAUGAACAUGAUUUUUACAUCAAAGAUAUCCAAAGCAGAAUAGACUAACAGGAAAGACUGAGUUUUUAAAUCUUUUGAGUUAACAUGUUUGAUCUAGCCUAGCAUAGCGUAGCCUCACCUUUCAAGAUCUCCAACUGUAUUCUGCUGAAUUCAGUGUUUGUGUAAAAACUAGAGGAGUGACAUCAACCACUCUUACAAAAGUUAAGUUUAAAACCUGUAAUUGUCAACCCCUGCUAGCUACCUCAGCAGAUAGCCUAACUAAUGACCCAGCUAAUGUUAGGGUGUUAGACUUGUGUAAAUCUAAUGAUUUACAUCUUCUUCUUGGUCAGUAUUAAAGUCUGAGAACAAGAUGAAUACAAAAACAAUGUGUGAAUAUUAGCUUAGCAGCGCUUACCAAGUGGUUUUUGUUUAGAGCCCAUUACAGGGCUCUAAAUGGUUGAAUCUGCUGCUUCAACUAUUUCAAUACUGGAUCAAAUACCACCAUGAAGACAUUUUGUGUUUUCUUUAGCGCUGCAACUCAUGGGAAACGGUGGAUGCCACCACAGCCCCUACAUGUCUGAGGCUACCUAAGCAAUUACAAGUUUUCAAUGAGCCAUGGCUGACUAACUUGGAUGAGAAGCUGGAAAGUUCCAAUGAUGCAUUAAAGUCUAAUGUAAUCCUACAAAUGGAGCCACUGACACCAGUUUGAUUCUAUGGGAGGAUUUUGAAUGGGUGCGCCAUUUAAAACGUGCUCAAUUUUCCUUAAAAAAAAAAAAAAAAAA
Poecilia reticulata (guppy) is the source of this 9466-nucleotide messenger RNA. RefSeq names its product kinesin-like protein KIF13B. Gene Ontology annotation, molecular function: microtubule binding; ATP binding; microtubule motor activity. The record is from RefSeq and is a predicted model, not a curated record. Gene Ontology annotation, biological process: microtubule-based movement. NCBI's taxonomy places the organism in Eukaryota, Metazoa, Chordata, Actinopteri, Cyprinodontiformes, Poeciliidae.